AUGCCAGCCCUAUAUGCAACGCUAGCCCGAAGCGUGGUGGAAACGGCCCCGCACCAACUAGCCCGGCGUGGCUUGACAGUCAACCAUACCCAAGCUGUGACCUUGGGGGUGAUGGCCGCCUAUGUGGUCGUCAUCGCCCUACUAUGGAAUAUACCCUAUGUCCGCUGGGUACUAUGGCCCUUCAAAAUGCUGGUCAUUGCCUUCCAUGAGUUCGGCCAUGCGAUUACUGCCUGCUGUACCGGCGGCAAAGUCAAGUCUAUCUCGCUGGAUCCGCACGAAGGUGGUGUAACCCAUAUGCAAGGCGGUAUCAGUGCCGUCACUCUACCUGCUGGCUACCUUGGGUCAUCGAUUAUCGGUGCUUUGUUGAUCUUUGCCGGGUUCAAUAUUGUUGCCAGCAAGGUUGCCAGUAUCGUCCUCGGUAUCUGCUUCCUACUCACGCUAUGGUGGGCGCGGAGAGACUGGUUGACUAUCAUGACUAUUCUUCUCUCGGUCGGCUUGUUGGUGGCAUGCUGGUUCAUUGCCCAUGGCGAAGCCUUGCGCUGGGUCGUGCUCUUCAUCGGUGUCAUGUCCGCUUUGUACAGCGUCUGGGAUAUUUGUGAUGACCUUAUCCUCCGCAAAGUAAAUAGCUCCGAUGCUAGCGUUUUUGCGAAAAGGUAUGGCGGAUCAUCCCAAUGCUGGGGUGUCAUUUGGUCUCUCAUUUCUCUCGCUUUCAUGGCUGUUGGCAUUAUUGCUGGGAUCGCAGCAUUCCAUCAAUCGUUCGACGAACAACAGUCUGAUUCCAAGCACUUCAUCCCGACUCGCUAG
Penicillium bovifimosum is the source of this 804-nucleotide messenger RNA. RefSeq names its product M50 family metallopeptidase. The record is from RefSeq and is a predicted model, not a curated record. The transcript has 4 exons. Lineage: Eukaryota; Fungi; Ascomycota; Eurotiomycetes; Eurotiales; Aspergillaceae. The coding region runs from base 1 to 804 and encodes 267 amino acids.